AUGGGGCCGCGGCUGCUCCUGGCCGCGGGGAUGCUCCUCGCCGCCGGCACCGGGAGCAGCGGCAGCGCCGCAGGUGACAGCUCGUGGCAGCACCGUGCAGAACCAGGACACUACUGGCACGUGACCCCGUGGGUCCUGCGGGACAACCAAAAGCUCAGCUUGCCAGAGGCGACCCAGGAGGGGUUCCCCACCCAGCUGAGAGUCCUGCUGGAGCUGGAGGGGAUGAGGCUGGUGCUGGAGCUGGAGCAAAACUGGGAGCUGGUGCAGGGCAAAGGGGCGCUGCUCUACUACCUGCCCAACGGCAUGUGGGUGAUGGAGGAGCCCAGUGAGGAGGAGAACUGCUGCUACCAAGGGACAGUGCAGGGCUUCCCUGACUCCUGGGCCAACCUCUGUGCCUGUGCCGGACUCAGUGGCCACCUCCAGCUGUCAGAGACCAGGAGCUACGAGCUGGAGCCAGACAGCGACCCCUCAGAGCAACACCUCGCGUUCCGUCCGUGGGUGGUCCGGGUGGCACCACGGGCCUGUGGGCAGGACCCCCUGAACCCCCGCCCCAGGGCAGAGGUGACAGAGCCUCCCAGGCCACAGAGGGGCAAGCGGGCAGCAGCAGAGCAGCGGUUCGUGGAGCUGGUGAUGGUGGUGGACCACGCUGCGUUCCAGAAUUACCCCAACCUCCAACGUGUUCGCGUCCGGGCCCUGGAAAUCGCCAACCAGGUGGACGUGUUCUUCCGGCCGCUGGGCGUACGGGUGGUCCUGGUGGCGGUGGAGGUCUGGAGCGAGGGCGACAGGAUCGCGGUGGGCAGCAGCGCCCGGGCGGCGCUGGAGCGGUUCCUGCGCUGGCGCCAGGAGGAGCUGCUGCCCCGGCUGCCCCACGACAACGCACAGCUCCUGACGGGUGCCCGCUUUGCCGAUGUCUCGGUGGGGAUGUCGACUCAAGGCUCCGUGUGUUCCCCCGCGCGCUCCGGGGGGGUCAGCAUGGACCACUCAGUCAGCUUCCUGGUCGUUGCCUCCACCGUGGCCCAUCAGCUGGGGCACAACCUGGGCAUGCGCCACGACAGCCCCGGGCGCUUCUGCUACUGCAGCGACCUCCAGCACGACCGCGGCUGCAUCAUGGCAUCGCCCACGGGGCUGACACCCGGCUUGAGCUUCAGCAACUGCAGCCGGCAGGACCUGGAGCGCAGCCUGCAGCAGGGCCAGGGCUGGUGCCUGUCCAACGUGCCCAAGCCCCAGCUCCCGUUUGAGAGCCAGGACUGUGGGAACUUCAUCCUGGAGGAGGGCGAGGGCUGUGACUGCGGCCUCAGCGUGGAGUGCACGGAUCUCUGCUGCAACAGCAGCUCCUGCCAGCUGAUGCCAGGGGCCGCGUGUGCCACGGGGGACGCCUGCUGCCAGGACUGCCAGCUGCGCCGUGCUGGGUACCUGUGCCGGGAGCCGCUGGGGGAGUGUGACCUGCCCGAGUUCUGUGACGGGGUCUCACCGCACUGCCCACCCGACACGUUCCUGCAGGACGGGCAGCCCUGCGCCGGCGGGCGGGCACGCUGCUACAGCGGGGCCUGUGCCACCUACGAGGGGCAGUGCCAGCAGCUGCUGGGGACAGGCGCCGGCCCCGUCUCCAGCUCCUGCAUGGCCACCCUGAAUGCCAGAGGGGAUGAACGUGGGCACUGUGGGCAGCUCCCCAACGGCUCCUACAUCGCCUGCGCCCAGCAGGAUGCCCCCUGCGGGAUGCUGCAGUGCCAGCGCGGCAGCACCCGUGGGGACAAACCAGGAGGGUCCUGCCAAGGGACCCCCCUGCCUGCAGACGAGGAUGUGAGUGAUGCAGCCAUGGUGCUGCCCGGCACUGCCUGCGGCCCCGGGAAGAUGUGCCUCCAGCGCCGGUGCCAGGACAUCUCCGUGCUGGGUGACCAGCAGUGCCAGAGCAAGUGCCAUGGGCACGGGGUGUGCAACAACCACGGGCACUGCCACUGCGAGCAGGGCUGGGCCCCCCCGACCUGCGAGAGCCCCGGCACGGGGGGCAGCCAGGACAGCGGCCCCGCCGGCCUGGAGCGAGGGGGGAGUGCCCUGCCCACAGCCCUGCUGGUGAGCGCCCUGCUGGGGCUGGCGCUGGCACUGGGGCUCUGCUGCGCCCGCCGCGCCGGCCUGCACAAGCACCUCUGCCAGCUCGGCAAGGGCACCUCCUGCCAGUACAGGAUCUCGCAGCCAGAGCCCCCGUCGGGCAGCCGGGUCCCCCCCGCGCGCCCCCGGCCCCCGCAGUGGCGUCAGGCCACGGAGCUGCAGGCCAUGCGUGGCAGCAAGCCGGCUGCCCUCGGCUCGGCCCGGCCUGACCCGCCCUCCCGGCCCCUCCCGCCGGACCCUGUGCCCAAGGCCCCCCCCUCGGACAGGCCGCCCCCCCCCACGCGCCCGCUGCCCGCAGACCCCGUGGUGCUGCCGAGCCCUCAGCCCCCGGGUCCAGCCAAGCCCCCCCCACCGCAGCGGCCGCUGCCCCUGAACCCCCCGGGCCCUUCGCUCGCCCGCAGCGAGAGCCCCUCCGGGCACCCCUAUGUCACAGUGAUCCCUGCCAGGCCCGCCCCGGCCCCGCCGGAGGCCUGAGCCACAGGCCGGGACAAGACCGAGCCCCGCCGGACCCCGCCAGGCCCCCCCUGCCACGUCAACAAAGGGGCUGUGAGCUGCCCCCGCGCCGCCUCCGCCGCACCGGGACCGACACCGGGACACCGGGACAGCGGGAGCGGCCCCGGGACACCGGGAGAGGGGAGCGGUGCCGAACUACAACUCCCAGCAGCCCCCGCGCCGGAAGAGGCUCCCGGCAGCCGGCGCCCCCUGGCGGGGACCGCGCGCACCUGCAGCGGGAGGGGGGUCGGUGUCCCGAGGGGCCACGUGGGCGA
This is a messenger RNA of Lepidothrix coronata (blue-crowned manakin), 2873 nucleotides long. It is a transcript of the gene ADAM15, whose product is annotated as ADAM metallopeptidase domain 15. Lineage: Eukaryota; Metazoa; Chordata; Aves; Passeriformes; Pipridae. Bases 1 to 2580 code for a protein of 859 amino acids. Gene Ontology annotation, biological process: proteolysis; integrin-mediated signaling pathway; innate immune response. Gene Ontology annotation, molecular function: metalloendopeptidase activity; integrin binding. The transcript has 24 exons. The record is from RefSeq and is a predicted model, not a curated record.